Messenger RNA from Closterium sp. Yama58-4, 1971 nucleotides. Lineage: Eukaryota; Viridiplantae; Streptophyta; Zygnematophyceae; Desmidiales; Closteriaceae. The record is from the annotation of a GenBank genome assembly.
AUGGGAGCAAAGCGUUGCAUUGAGCUAGGCGUGUACACGGGCUACUCCUCCCUCUCGGUGGCGCUGGCACUCCCCCCAGACGGUCUCCUGGUGGCGUGUGAGAGGGUGCCGCACACGUUUGCAGUGGCGCAGCGAUUCUAUGAGAAGGCAGGCGUGAGGCACAAGGUGGAUCCGCGGCUGGGCCUGGCAAAGGACACGCUGCAGCAGCUGCUGGAGGAAGGGCAGGCAGGCAGCUUUGACUUUGCGUUUCUAGAUGCGGACAAGCGGAUGUAUCGAGAGUACUAUGAGCUGCUGCUCACCCUGUUGAGGCCAGGGGGUCUCCUGGUGGUUGACAACGUUCUGUGGCAUGGCCAGCUAGCUGAUCCUCAGGUGACUGACCGUAAGACUGAAUACCUCAGGGCAUUCAACAAAUUCAUUCGUGAUGAUCCUCGCAUCCAUCAUAGCAUUGUGCCUGUUGGAGAUGGCGUGGCAUUAUUAACCGCACUCCCGUUUCUGCCAUGGGAUUCGCUGCGGCGGGCUCGAUUGCCGCGACAAGACCGUCCCUUGUCCUCCGAUGCCGCAAUUCUCGCAGCUAUUGUGCCGUCAGCGCAGGACGCGGAGGUGGUUACCAGUGGAGAAAACGACAAAGGCGCCCGCCCGGCGGGAGCUACAGCGCGCGCCGCUGAAAAAGAGGGGAUAGAGGAGAGGGGAAGUGUGGAAGGGACAGUGACAAUGGCAGCGAAGGAGGUACGGGAAGGCGGGGAAGGUAGAGAGCACGGCGAAGGAGUGGACGGGGCGGGAGGAGGAGCUGAGAGGGAUGAUCUGAGGGCUAAGCGCAGGAACAGACGAGCAGAGAAAAAAACAAGAAAGGCGCAGUCAACGGAGUCAACGGGGUCAAUUGAGUCAACGGAGUCACUUCCGAGGCACGUGUCCGAGUGGCGCACGCGACCACUCGUUCCGCACGGCGCGUCCCAAUGGCCGCAGAUCCAAUCCCUGGCCGCCACGUCAGCAGGCGCCAGCUUGUCAAUCGACGCGAUUUUCGCCGCCCUUGGCCUUCCGCCACUCGCGGACGGCCAUCCGCUCCUCCCGGUGCGCGUUCGGCAGCACGUGAACCCCUUAAAGACGUCUCUAAUGGCGCCGCCGCCGCCCGUGGACUGGGCGGAAGUGUAUGAGGACCCGUCGCUGCCUCUGGUGGUGGACAUUGGGUCGGCGAGUGGGCGGCUGGUUUUGGCGCUUGCUGUGAGGGACUGGAAGUGGCGUGAGCAGCAGCGAGGGGGGGAGGGGUGGGGAAAGGAGGAGAGGGAAAAGGCGGACGCAUCAGAUGCUAAGGUUGGUGCACCACCAUCAGCAUCAUCAACAUCAUCAGCACCCCCGCCACUGCCACCGUCGUUUCUCCCAUCCCCCCCGCUCAACUUCCUCGGGUUCGAAAUCCGCGACAAGCUCGUGCAGCGCACCGACACGUGGCGCCGCCAGCUGGCGCUGCGCAACGCGCACUUCGUCGUCGCCAACGCCACGUCAGCGCUCGAAUCCGUGCUGGCAACUUACCCGGGACCUUUAGUGGCCGUUUCGAUCCUCUGCCCGGACCCACAUUUCAAGAAGAAGCACAGGAAGAGGCGGGUGGUGCAGCAGGGACUGGUCGAGGCGAUUGGGCGGGUGAUGGUGCCAGGUGGACACGUGUUUGUGGAGUCUGACGUGGAAGAGGUGGCUGCUGACAUGUACCGGCAGUUUGCGGACGACCUUGUUGCAGCAGGAGGAGCGGGCGAGGGGGAGGAAGGAGAGGAAAUAGUGUGGCAGGAGCGGGCAGGUGUGGGGUGCGCAGGGGAGGGGAGCGCAGGGGAAGGGAGUGCAGGGGAUGGGAGUGCACUGGAAGGGAGUGCAGGAGAGGCCAUAAGGUGGUUGGGUCACAACCCUCUGGGAAUGCCGAGUGAGAGGGAGGUGGUGGUGCUGCUGCAGGGUUCACCCAUGUACCGCGCUCUCUUUGUGAAGCAGUAG